Messenger RNA from Emiliania huxleyi CCMP1516, 947 nucleotides. RefSeq lists its product as hypothetical. The coding region runs from base 82 to 654 and encodes 190 amino acids. The record is from RefSeq and is a predicted model, not a curated record. Lineage: Eukaryota; Haptophyta; Isochrysidales; Noelaerhabdaceae. Gene Ontology annotation, biological process: cytoskeleton organization. Gene Ontology annotation, molecular function: actin filament binding. The transcript is spliced from 3 exons.
GAGGGGGACGUGUACCUCCUCGACGUCGGCAACGCCGUCUUCGUGUGGGUCGGAUCCGAGGCGAACGAACUCGAGAAGGGCAUGGCGGCGGAGACGGCCGCGUCGUACGUGGCGUUGGAGGGGUACUCGGCCGACACGGCCGUGCUCACGGUCAAGUCGGGCUCCGAGCCGCCCAUCUUCACCUCGCACUUCCUCGGCUGGGACGCGUCCCGGGCGAAGGUCUUUCUCGACCCCUACGAGGCGAAGCUGGCCAAGGCGAUGGCGGAGCAGGAGGCGGCGCAGGCGGCGGAGGAGGAGGCGCGCGCAGCCUCCGCCGCCGCAAAGGCGGACGCCGUCGCGAAGGCCGAGGCCGAGCGCGCCUCCAAGGCCUCGUCGGGGGCGCCGGACGGCGACCCGUUUGAGGACGACGAGCCGGAGCCGCCGCCGCCGCCGCCGCCGCCGCCGCCGGAGAAGCAGCCGACGCCAGCGGAUGGAGGGUACGUCGACCUCGAGACGCUCAAGAGCAGCCCGCCGGACUACGUCGACCCGUCGCGCAAGGAGGACUACCUCUCCGACGCCGACUUCGAGGCGGCCUUCAAGUGCUCGCGCGCCGACUUCAAGGUGCUCAAGGGCUGGAAGCAGCAGAACCUCAAGAAGGCGUGCGGCCUCUUCUGAGCCGGCAGCCGGCGCAGACACGCACCGCGCGAGGCUCGAUUUCGAGGGGGUGUUCCUAGCUACCAUCGUUCGCCCUCCUUCCAUGUCAUGCGCGCGCGAUUUGGUCCCGCCCCGUCGUCGCGGAUUGUGUAUAGCGGCCCAGGGCCGUCGAUGCGUCAAACGCACGGUCUGCGGUCUAUCACGCUGCACGCCGAGGCCCAUUGACUGAGAGGUCUUUGGCGAGCUUUGAGCUUAAAUGAGCGUGUGACGCACGCGUACGGGGGGACUUAAAGCCGUCUCGUGCUCUCGUCCUU